AUGAGCCAAGAAUACAGUUUGAGGGUUUCAAGAAUCAAAGGCAAAGUGUGGAUUGAGACCACAAAUGCUAUUCUAGCUGAUCUUAGAGAUAGGUGGUUCACUUUACUACUUGAUGAGGCUCGUGAUUGUUCGGUGAAAGAGCAAAUGAUAGUUGUUAUUAGAUAUGUGAACAAACAUGGAGAGCUGAUUGAACGAUUUAUAGUUGUAGUUCAUGUUGCAACAACUACAAUUGCUUGUUUGAAGGAGGCAAUCGACUCUUUGUUUGCUAAGUAUGGUUUGUCAGUGGCGAGAUUGAGGGGUCAAGGAUAUGAUGAUAACAUCAACAGUCGUAGUCGUUUGAAGAGAGAUGGAAAAAAUGUUCAUUUUUAUCACUACUACCAUGUUGAAAUCUUUUGUGAGGUUAUUGAUAUUAUUCUACAUGAGAUUGAUAGUCGUUUCUCUGAAACAACUACAGAUUUGCUGAUUUAUAUGUCAUGCCUUAAUCCUAGGAACUCAUUCUCUAGAUUUGAUGUACAGAAGUUAGUGCGUCUGGCUCAUUUUUAUGAGAAUGAUUUUUCUUGGAAUGAGCGUAUGUUAGUUGAGCAAGAGCUUGAAACAUAUAUUGAUGAUGUAAGAUCAGAUGAACGAUUUGAAGGCAUUUCAGAUUUGGGAGCUCUUGUAAAGAAAAUGAUUGAAACAAUGAAGAACUGUGUGUUUCCUUUAGUUUAUCGGAUGAUUGAGCUAGCCUUACUUCUUCCAGUUGCUACUGCAACCGUUGAAAGGGUGUUUUCGGCAAUGAAUAUUGUCAAAAUAGAUUUGUGA
Zingiber officinale is the source of this 801-nucleotide messenger RNA. RefSeq lists its product as uncharacterized. Lineage: Eukaryota; Viridiplantae; Streptophyta; Magnoliopsida; Zingiberales; Zingiberaceae. The transcript has 4 exons. The record is from RefSeq and is a predicted model, not a curated record. The coding region runs from base 1 to 801 and encodes 266 amino acids.